Molecule: messenger RNA, 1881 nt
Organism: Porites evermanni
Lineage: Eukaryota; Metazoa; Cnidaria; Anthozoa; Scleractinia; Poritidae
Source: the annotation of a GenBank genome assembly
AUGAGGGAAGAAUGUGGCAAGAAGUGUGCUGAACUUGGCAAGCCAGUUAUCAAUCAUUUUUUUGAUCUUUGGCACGUUGGGAAAAGUAUGCAAAAACAAUAAGUAACCUAAUAUGUUUUCAUCGUAUGUAAUCAUAUACAUAUAUCAAUAUUACCAUUACUUCUUUUUAUUAUAGUUAUUGUCGUACCUUGCCCUAGGGCACAGUGCAAACAACCUAUGACCUAGCAUCUGUAGUGAAAUAGUACUCUCAUUAUCAGAGGAGACAAUGUCUCUGCUUCUCUGUGCCUUGAUCAGAUUUAUUGUACAUGUAUAUUGUAGAAAAGCACUUAAUGUUGAAAUGUUUUGCUAUUUUCACAGAAAUCCAAAAAGUUCUAACAAAACUGAGCAAGGAAAAAAAUUGUGAGAUCAUUGCCCGCUGGAGGAAGGCCUGUGUUAGACAUUUUUACUGGGCAGUGACCUCCACUCAAGAAAGUCUUGGAAAGGUCAAGGUUGCAAAGUUCCAAGCAUUCCUCAGUCAUGUUAUCAACAAACACAAGAACCUUCCUAAUAGGCUCUUCAUUGCUUGUGCUCACGGUUAAGUCAUCACACCAAAAUUAUGGAUGUCUAAAGGUACAAAAGCCUCACUUGCUGCCGCACUCUAUGUUGAUCUUAUUAUGUUGACCAAACGUCUUGGAUAUAGGACUACAUAACUAUAACAUUGCAAAGCUUGGUUGAGCUAAUUUUGGUCAUGUUCAAGAAUUUCAGCCCCAUCUGCUCAAAUGCAACUAGAAACUGUCAACAAUUGAAAAAAAUAUGAAAAAUAUGAAAUAUCACUGUCCUUUUUCUUUUUUACACUAAAUAAAAAAAAUAAUUUACAACUAGUGACCACCUGAUUUAUAAAUUUCAUCUGAAAACCACAAUAUGACAAACAUUUCCCCUGUAUUACUUUCAUUCAUACUAGUGUCAGAGGCAUAUGAAAAGCUGUAUACCGCCCUUACGAAAACCAGCCUUACUAAAGGAAUAGAAAAAGCUUCCUCAGUUGAGCAAACAAGCUGCCUGGAAGGGUAUCAUUCAGUAGUCAACCAAUUUGCCCCAAAGAUGCUGGCCUACUCAUACCUGGGAAUGCUUUGUAGGUACGUGAAAUUUAAGGCUUAUGUAUUCAAACAUAGCAACACUAAAGUUAAUCUUGGAAAAGCAAACAAAAUUCAAAAAGUAUGAGGAAAGGCACUGGGAUGCUGCCUUUUUUGAUAGAUAUAGGCAGUUUGCAAAACUGGUAGAACUUGUCGCAUAAUUUAAUACAUUCUGAUUACUUUGUACCUUUCUCUCUUCCUCUUCUUUUUUUUAAGAUCAGUACUGGCUGCCCUUCAUUUUAAUUACAACCUCAGAAGAGAGACAAAGGUGGAUGACCAGGGCCAACCACGCCUUCACAUCUCAUACCCAAAGUACAAGGAAGGAGAAGCAACAGUCAGGGAAGUCAGGGUAGCUCCUAAUUAUGGUAAGUCUUUGGUAAGGACCAUUGUAGCAAAGUAUACGUGUAAGUUUCCAAGUUGGACAACUUUAAAAUGAUGUCUAUUCUCAAAAUCAAAUAUCUACAUGUACAGGUGUACAUCAACAGGUUUCCUGGUAUUAUCAUGACUGCAGACAGGUUAGCUGCUGUCAGAAAAUAUUCAGCAAUUUAAUUUAGCUAUGCUAAAAAGCUACUACUUAUGAUGUCUUGUAAUCCACAGUUCCUUUCUAGAGAGAGUAAAAUGUAGAUUCUAAUAAUCACAGUUAGUCAAAAAGUGAAAUUACUUUAGCUUGUGAAGUCAUUAUGCAAAGUACUUCCCUGAAGAACUUUUGUAACUGCCUUUCUCCUUAGAGUAUGUGGCGGAGAUUUAUGAAUCUCUAAUAACAACUCCAUGA